AUGAAAGAAGUACGUGGACGGGGUCAUCAAAACAAUCCGAAUAUAUACCAACAAUAUGAUCAGAAACUAGGACAAGAUAUCAAUGGCCGUAAUCCGAUGCAACCAAAUGUAGUGAGUAGAAAUCUUUGGCAAAACUAUUCUCAAAACCAUCACGCAUAUUCACAAAGACAGCAUAUGAUGAAUAAGCAAACGUCGGGAGCUGUUCAUGGGAAGACACCCAUGUUGAUGGCUAACAAUGAUGUUUUUACAAUAGGACCUUACAGGGCAAGGAAGGACAGACAAAGAAUAUCAGUGCUGAAAAAAUAUGAAAUCAUUGGAUAUAUUGCAGCAGGGACAUAUGGUAAGGUAUACAAGGCCAAAAGCUUGAUACAGACUACACCUCCAUUAGGAGCAACAACAAUUUCUCCAAAUGGGAACCUAUCAUCUAGUAGUAGUGACAAUACAUCCGACAUGAGGCCCAAUAACAAACAAGAUUCUAACAUACCAAAAUCCGGAAUAGAGAACGAAUUCUCAAGAGAUAUGAAUAACAAAAAUUUUAAAAACGGAACUGCAAAUGGUACAAUCCAAUCUAAUAGAAUUAAUAUUGACAAUAAUUCUAGAAAUGAUACCAUUUUAGCCAAGAAUGAUUCGAACAAUAAGGAGUACAAUGAUAUCAACAAAAGAAACAGCAUAUCCGACAAUAUAAGUAAUGGUGUAAUAGGAAGUACUCAUAACAGCAUGGAAACAGUCAAUAAUAAUUUACAUUCACCUUCCAAAAAGAAGAAUAUACCCAUUUAUUAUGCCAUUAAGAAGUUUAAGACAGAAAAGGAAGGUGUCGAACAACUCCAUUAUACAGGUAUAUCACAGAGUGCAUGCAGAGAGAUGGCUUUAUGUAGGGAGUUAACUAAUGUUCAUUUAACAAGAUUAACCGAGAUAUUUCUUGAAAGAAAGAGUAUUUAUUUGGUGUAUGAAUAUGCCGAACAUGAUUUACUACAAAUUAUCCAUUAUCACUCUCAUCCAGAAAAACGGAUGAUUCCUGCAAGAAUGGUACGAUCUAUAAUGUGGCAGAUAUUAGAUGGGGUUUCUUAUUUACAUCAGAAUUGGAUCCUUCAUAGAGAUCUUAAACCGGCAAAUAUUAUGGUCACAGUGGAUGGAUGUGUUAAGAUAGGUGAUUUAGGUUUGGCAAGAAAAUUCUCCAACUUGCUACAGACAUUGUAUACUGGUGAUAAGGUUGUUGUUACAAUAUGGUACAGAGCCCCUGAAUUAUUACUCGGUGCUCGCCACUAUACACCAUCUAUUGACGUAUGGGCAGUUGGUUGUAUUUUUGCCGAAUUAAUAGGUCUUCAACCAAUUUUUAAAGGUGAAGAAACAAAAAUGGAUUCUAAAAAGACAGUUCCAUUCCAAUCAAACCAACUUCAAAGAAUUUUAGAAGUACUAGGAACACCGACGCCAAAGACAUGGUCAAAUUUACACAAGUAUCCAGAAUACGAACAGUUUCUAAAAUUCCCAAAGUUUAGGAACAAUCUACCUGCAUGGUACCAUUCAACAAGUGGUAGAGAUAAAAAUGUCCUAGAUCUAUUAUACAAAUUACUAGAGUAUGAUCCGAUUAAAAGAAUUGAUGCCAUCGAUUCACUAGAUCAUAAUUAUUUCACGAAUAGUGAUUAUCCUGUUUGUGAAAAUGUGUUCGAAGGUCUGAAUUAUAAAUACCCGGCAAGAAGAAUACACACUAAUGAUAGCGAUAUUAUGGAUCUCGGAAUACACAGGAGUAAAAAUUUGAAUCCACAACAACAAGCAGUGGUGAACAACUCUGCAGCCAAUACACUAGGUGGUCUUGGUGUUAAUCGGAGAAUAUUGGCAGCCGCAGCAGCCGCAGCAGCCGCUGUUACUGGAAAUAACUCUCAAGGUAAUACUCGAAACCAAGAACCGACAAGGAAGAAGAGAAGGUAA
This is a messenger RNA of Maudiozyma barnettii, 1926 nucleotides long. It is a transcript of the gene SSN3, whose product is annotated as cyclin-dependent serine/threonine protein kinase SSN3. Lineage: Eukaryota; Fungi; Ascomycota; Saccharomycetes; Saccharomycetales; Saccharomycetaceae. Bases 1 to 1926 code for a protein of 641 amino acids. The record is from RefSeq and is a predicted model, not a curated record. Gene Ontology annotation, biological process: protein phosphorylation. Gene Ontology annotation, molecular function: cyclin-dependent protein serine/threonine kinase activity; ATP binding; RNA polymerase II CTD heptapeptide repeat kinase activity. The transcript has a single exon. Gene Ontology annotation, cellular component: mediator complex; nucleus.